This is a messenger RNA of Exophiala aquamarina CBS 119918, 510 nucleotides long. RefSeq lists its product as uncharacterized. Lineage: Eukaryota; Fungi; Ascomycota; Eurotiomycetes; Chaetothyriales; Herpotrichiellaceae. Bases 1 to 510 code for a protein of 169 amino acids. The transcript has 2 exons. The record is from RefSeq and is a predicted model, not a curated record.
AUGAAGUUCUCCUCGACCGCCAUUGUCUUGGGCUUGCUCGCUCUCUCCUCAGCUAGUCCCAUCGCGCCAAAAGCAAAGCGUGCGCUCACCGUCCAGUCGUACAGCCAGUUCCAGGUCUCCGAUGGGGUGGCGGGAAACGCCCUGGCUGAGGUGAAUGCCAAAUUCCCGAUCGACCAACAAAACCUGGCAAGCGUAUCAGCGGCAGACCUGAAGAUUCUCAAAGACGCGCGCGAAGUGGCUGAGGAAGCCGAGGUCGGGACCGGCGGGUUUAACGAGGCAAUAGCCGCCAUCGGCAGUGGGGAUACGACUGCAGUGCAGAACGGCAAGAUCAAGAACAAGGUGCUCAAGUUGCAGUUGGAGGUGCUGGCACUCCAGAUAGAGGCGGCGCAGGGGGAUGCAGAUCAAGCAAAAAUCGACGAGGAGACGACCAAAUUGAACAAGAAUGUUCAGUUGGAUGAGGCGGCCGCCGGGCAAGAAAGUGUUGGUGUGACUUCUACCUUUAAUGGGUGA